Molecule: messenger RNA, 2846 nt
Organism: Cladophialophora immunda
Lineage: Eukaryota; Fungi; Ascomycota; Eurotiomycetes; Chaetothyriales; Herpotrichiellaceae
Exons: 6
Coding region: 181-2631 (816 amino acids)
Biological process (GO): DNA-templated transcription; regulation of DNA-templated transcription
Molecular function (GO): DNA-binding transcription factor activity, RNA polymerase II-specific; DNA binding; zinc ion binding
Source: RefSeq, a predicted model, not a curated record
CGGGAAACGUGCUAGCAGGUCUGUGAGUGGCAAUUUCCGCCUCGCUGAGAACUCUACACGACGAUGAGGUGCCCUUUGACCCAAGAUUUGUUCUAGCGGGCUGAUUCAUGGCCUCACUUAAAGCCUCUCUCGAUACUCGCGUAUCUCGUAAAUGCUUCUUACGGAAAUGGACAAUUAGUCAUGGACACAGAAACAGAAUGGUCACAACAACUCUCGUCGAUUCCACGAGCGAAGCGCCGAUCUCGCGUUCAAUCGGCCUGCCAGAGAUGCCGGAGACAGAAACUGAAGUGUGAUCAAGAGCGACCUUGUUCGUUGUGCUUGAGGUCCGAGGUCCCUUGUAUAUCUGAGUCUAGGCAAAGGCGCAAGAAAUCGAGGCUUCAUUCCCCGGACGCAGAUAGUGGUCAGAGCGAGAAACAGAACGGGAUUGUCCCUCCAGUCUCGCUUCAUGCCACAAGUUCCUCCCCCCAAUCACGGUUCAGCCAUGGCGAGGAUCAAGAGAACAGUUCGACUCCUGGUCAACAAACGAAUAGUCCGGCGAAAAUCAAAGCGCCGGUUAGCCUCGACCGACUUUCAGCGACAGAUCCCGAAGCCUUCAACCAGAGAAUCUCAUCAGCGGGACUGACACAGGAGAUCAUUGACAACUUCAGCCCCGAGAUCAUCCUCGAAAGCUCUACAUCUGCACUCCCCGGGGGUGUGGGUAGUUCGCAAGGAGCGUUCGGAACAUCUCAGGACGAUAUCACGAUGGAACAGCUGCUGGGCCUCGAAUUGCCUUCUAAAAGGGUGACAGACUAUUUUCUAAACACCUAUCUCGACGCGGUACAUUGGUUCAUGAUGCUUUUUCACGAACCCACAUUCCGAUCCUCCUACGAGAGGCUGAUGGCAUCGAGGAGAUUCUCGCGGACGAGGUCAAACCAGGUCAUCUUCAUUCUUCUGGUCCUGUCCAUGGGUGCACAUUACGCUUCGGACGACGACGUACGGCAGAAGUUUCCUACCUUCCAGCUCGAGACUUUUCGAAAGCUAUCUCUCAAAAAGGUGGAAGACAGCUUGCACUCCCUGUACGAUGCUGCAGACCUCGAAUCUGUCCAAGUCUGUGUCCUUCUGGGAUCAUAUUACGUCUAUUACGGUCGCCCCAACCUUGCAUUUGUUGUUCUAGGUGCCGGGCUAAGAUGUGCCCAACUCAUGUUGCUGCACAGAGAAUCAGCCUGGCGAGGUCUGUCGGAGAUUGCGAAAGAAGAGCGCAGACGAGUCUUCUGGGCUCUGUUUAUCUUCGAUCGAUUUGCAGCUACAAUAUUUGGUCGACCCUGUGGUAUUCCAAUUGGCGAAAUUGACAUCAAGACCCCAGAGAACAUCGGCGACACCACUGUGCAGCAUCCAUCAUUCCGCUCAACCGCGACCAUGCCAGAUGGAACCGUGGAGCCGGUUACCACAUUUGCCUACUUGAAGUACAAGAUCAAGUUUUACCAGAUAUCUUCGCCCAUCAUCGGUGACCUAUAUUUUCAUCGAAGUUCCAGUGUGUCGGAGUUGGCACUCAAGGUCUAUCGAAUUGAUAAAGAGCUGUCUCACUUCUUCAGGUCUCUGCCGCCGGAGCUGAAAUUGGAAGAUCUGUGUCGGAACAACGCGGAACCCGUGACGGCUAAUAGCAGGCCUUUUAUGUUACAAGCACUGGCUCUUCAAAUUGCGUAUGACAAUGUACAGAUCCUGCUACACCGCCCGUUACUAUCUCAAGAUCUGCGAAACUUCAAGUCAGACGCAGGAACUUCCGGAUCCCAAAGUUCGACGUACUCCGCCGGACAGAUCGACUUUGCCAACGACACCAAAUUGUCACAUCGACAUGUACAUGAAAUCCUACUUGCCAGCAGAGAUAAUUGUUGGGAAUCUGCAAUCAGGUCUUCGAAGCUGGGCGAUUACCGUCAAUGCUUGAUCUCUGCACGGGAUAGUCACGCCGCAGCGUUUCUCGGAAUCAAUCUUUUCACAGCUGGCAUGGUCUUGUGCGUAGUGGCUCUCUCGAGGCCACUGUCCUCAGAGGCGCAAAUGGCCAAACAGGCCGUUGCUCGGAUCAUGUCCCUCUCGCGGUUCUUAUCAGGCAGAGCCCUCCUCUCUGCGCAAACAUCAAAGAUUCUGAAAGACCUUAUUCGAUUGAUUGGAGAGAAAGAGAUCAAAGCCAUGCUUUCGGAAUCAGAAACCUCCCAGAACAUGGCCACUUUAUCAGGAACGAGAGCCAGAGAAAUGGCAGGCUCCUCCAAUGCAACACCUGGUCCAGCCUUCGGUGAUCCAGAAUACCCCGAAGAAGUCGCCGCGAAUCCAACGACGACACGGAUAGAGGGUGAAGCUGUUCCUUUCACGCUUGAUCAAGCCGAAACUUCCAUGGACGAUUUUGACUUCUCUGGUUUCGAGAACAUAGAUUUCAACAAUGGCUUACUGAUCAUGCAGCAAGCGAUGUUCCCGGAAGUUUCUGUGCAGCAUACAGAGAGAUCAGAUAAUGACGGAAUAAACCAAAACGUCGCCCAAUACAGCGCGGACAAUUCCUACACCAACCAAACAAGCGGCAAUGAUAUGGGUCUCUUAGGUACUGAUCUAAACAUGAUGAAUACCGUUGGGCAGACAUGGCUUUGGGAUUCUGCUACGUGGUGAUUCACCAAGUAUCAUACGCACAGCUAUGUCAUCCUGGUCGUCCUGAAAACAGAUGGGAACGCUCCUAGUGACCGGACGGCUAGCCGACGACCAAUAAUUGAAAAGGAGAUGCAAGCUGCCUUGCCAGAACGUGGAUGAAAUAAGGCGGAAGUCGCGGCAAUCGUAGAAUUCUUACGGGUCCCAGGCCCUAAUUUCACAGAAAAACACAUUUUGAC